Molecule: messenger RNA, 1829 nt
Organism: Aplosporella prunicola CBS 121167
Lineage: Eukaryota; Fungi; Ascomycota; Dothideomycetes; Botryosphaeriales; Aplosporellaceae
Exons: 2
Coding region: 42-1577 (511 amino acids)
Biological process (GO): [2Fe-2S] cluster assembly
Cellular component (GO): cytosol; nucleus; mitochondrion
Molecular function (GO): pyridoxal phosphate binding; cysteine desulfurase activity
Source: RefSeq, a predicted model, not a curated record
CCAAGCUAAAACUUCUUUCCCUUUCCCCUCUUCUUUUCAAAAUGUCCUCUCUAGCACCAUCUGCUGCGAGGCAAGCUCUCAAGCUCGGCGCCAGGAGGUUUCCUUCCCAUGCCCUGCCCAGGAGCUCGUUGCGCGCCGCCACCGCACUGAGUGGCGACGCCCGCCGCACCUACGUCUCCGAGACCAAGGCCAACAAUGCCACCGUCAACGUCGACACGGCCAUCAAGGCCGACCAGAAGGCUUUCCUCAAGGAGACCGGCGUCAGGCCCAAGGAUGCCACCAUGCCCUCGACCGGCAUGAGCGCCGACGCCAUGAUGAGUCCCUCUGCCGGCAUCCUCAAGCAGGCCACCGUCAUGGACGCCGGCACGCGCCCCAUCUACCUCGACAUGCAGGCGACAACUCCCAUGGACCCCCGCGUCCUGGACGCCAUGCUUCCCUUCUUCACCGGCCUCUACGGCAACCCCCACUCGCGGACCCAUGCCUACGGCUGGGAGACGGAGAAGGCGGUCGAGCAGGCAAGAGCGCACAUCGCAGCUCUCAUCGGCGCGGACCCCAAGGAGAUCAUCUUCACCAGCGGGGCAACCGAGUCCAACAACAUGAGCAUCAAGGGCGUUGCGCGCUUCUUCAAGAGGUCCGGCAAGAAGAAGCACAUCAUCACCUGCCAGACCGAGCACAAGUGCGUUCUGGACAGCUGCAGGCAUCUGCAGGAUGAAGGCAUCGAGGUCACCUACCUCCCUGUCCAAUCAAACGGUCUCAUCAACCUCGAGGACCUGGAGAAGGCCAUCAGGCCCGAUACCGCGCUUGUCAGCAUCAUGACCGUCAACAACGAGAUUGGUGUUGUGCAGCCGAUAGAAGAGAUUGGGCGGAUUUGCCGCGCAAAGAAGAUCUUCCUCCACACUGACGGCGCUCAGGCUGUUGGCAAGAUUCCCAUCGAUGUCAACAAGAUGAACGUUGAUCUCAUGUCUAUUUCCGGACAUAAGAUCUACGGCCCCAAGGGAAUCGGUGCUUGCUACGUUCGGAGACGGCCAAGGGUCAGACUCGACCCCAUUAUCACUGGUGGUGGUCAGGAGCGCGGUCUCCGGAGUGGCACUAUUGCUCCUCCUCUCGUUAUUGGCUUUGGCGAGGCCGCGCGGAUCUGCAAGGAGGAGAUGGAGUACGACACCAAGCGUAUUACCGCUCUCUCUACGCGCCUCAGGGAUGGCCUCCUUGCCAUGGAGCACACCACCCUGAACGGUGACCCCACUCGUCAUUACCCGGGCUGUGUCAACGUCUCGUUUGCGUAUGUCGAGGGUGAGUCGCUUCUCAUGGCCCUGAAGGACAUUGCCCUGUCCUCCGGUUCUGCCUGUACUUCUGCAUCUCUUGAGCCCUCGUACGUCCUGCGCGCGCUAGGCAGCAGCGACGAGAGCGCGCACAGCAGUAUCCGCUUCGGCAUUGGCCGUUUCACGACCGACAGUGAAAUCGACUACGUCCUCGACGCGGUCAAGAACCGUGUCAACUUCCUGCGUGAGCUGUCGCCUCUCUGGGAGCUUGUGCAGGAGGGCAUCGACCUCAACACGAUCGAGUGGAGCCAGCAUUAAAUCUUCUUAACUGUGAAUAAUCCGGUAGUGCACCGUUUACUUGAGCUUACGAUUGGCGACUGGGGACGGCGUUUUGUGUGAAUAUCAGGGAGGGACUCUCGUUACGAGCGGAUUGGACAGUCAGUCGUGACGUAGCUUUGAGAGGGACUUAUGGGCCCUCAUUCUCAAAUACAUGACCAACCUUUUAUGAAACUUGUACCUUGGUGGUGCUUCGGGCGAGGGGAUAAAACAAAUAUAAAUACUGUACAGGAU